AUGACUUCAAACUCAAGCUCUUUAUUCGGAGGAGCCGGUGGUUUCGGGUCCACAGCAAACAAAUCUUCAAACCUCUUCGGCUCGACCACCAACGCGACCAGUGCCUUUGGAACCACCUCGACCGCACCAGCACAAGGUGCUCAACCCUCGUCCUUAUUUGGUCAGAGUCAGCCUCAGCCUCAGCAACCAGCUCAGUCCUCUAUUCUUGGUCAGCCCCAGCCGCAAGCCAGCAGCGCGCAAGCCCCAGCACAAGCUUCGACUCAAGGAACCCAGCCUGCGUUCUUCAACAGCCUCCUGGAACGUGGUAAGAAGCGGCCGCUCUCUGCAACUGUGCAGAAUGGCAACUUCGAAGAGGUCCCCAGUCUGCAAUUGGGCUUGGAUGACAUUCGGAGAAAGGCUAGGGAACUAGGAACAUCUGGGACCAAGGAUUCCUUGCAGAAUGGCACCGCUACCAAGGCUCAUUAUCUGCUCGCCUCCUCCGGUAUUUCUCCGGGUCGAGCAUUGCGAGACCUCCGGUCUCUAGGCCCACAAGCUUCUAUGGCCCCGGUGCGAGAGCCUGACAGCUUCGAUCCGGACAAUCAGCGAUUUUUGAGAAACAUUCAGCAGCGUGGCCGCCAGGUGAUGAUCGACGAGAGUCUUUCUCGCGCGCAAAGAGACUUUGACACGUUUUUGGAAGAGAAAGUGGACAUGGACUGGGAAGAGCAGCGCCAUAAGAUUUUCCAACACUUUGGGCUGUCGCAGAAAGACGCAUCCGGUGCUGGUGAUUUGAAGUCGGCUGCGCGUAGUGCGUUUGGUCGAUCGGCGAGACAAUCCAAACAAGGUGGAGGCCCUCCUGGUGGAUCUCGCCGAAGUGUGUUUGGUCGUUCUGGUCUGGACAAGUCUGUUAUCGGGACCCCUGGGACUGGCCUUGCAAGCCGCAAGCUUUUCGAAGACCCUGCCGAACGAAGCGAAGGACUUGCGACUUCCUCGCCUGAUCUCCGUUUCUUGCGCGAGAAGAUGGGCCACUACGCCGAGAAGGUUCAGGAUUUGAAUCUUACUCGGCUUCGGGGCAAGGCAUAUCCUAUCCUGCACAACUUUUCGGAAGUUGAAAUGCAUGCCGGCGGUGAUGUACCUCAACAGCUAUUAGCUGCAUACCGGGCUUUGAUGACCAUUGUCAAAGAGAACCCUAGCAUCACUGACAAGACUGACCCCGGUGCGGUGAGAGAACGACAGUUCGCAGCUGACUACCUGGAGGAGUCGACCAAGUCCCGCAGCUCGGUUAACCUCAAGAACAAGAUCCUGGAAGGCUCAAGGACUUUCCUGGAAAAGUCGUUCUACAGCGAGGUAGAAAACGCUAUUGCUAAGAAUCCACGUGAAGCUCAAUUGGGCGGUAUCCCAAGUACUGUCAACAAGAUUCGGGCAUACAUUCGCCUCCGCGCCGCAAGGAAAGACUUGGCUCCCGAUGGAACAGAACUCCAGGUGAUUAAUGGUGACUAUUGCUGGAUUCUGAUCUUCUACCUGCUUCGUUGUGGAUUUGUUGAGGAAGCAGCAACCUAUGCGACGAAUGAUCCCGGUUUCCGGUCGCUGGAUGCUAAGUUCGUGACUUAUUUGACAACUUAUGUGCAAGACAGACGACUUCGGCGGGACAUGCAGCAAAAAGUCAACGGCGAGUACCAGCAACGACUGCGAAAUGCGCCGGAAAACACACUCGAUCCCUAUCGAAUGGCUUGCUACAAGAUUAUUGGCCGCUGUGACUUGUCCCGCCGUCGGCUGGAAGGUAUCAACCAGAGUGUUGAAGACUGGAUGUGGCUGCAGUUCAGUCUCGCUCGGGAAGAUGAUCGUGCGGAGGAGGUGGCGGGCGACGUGUUUGGUUUGGAGGAUAUUCAGACGGAUAUCGCUGAGAUUGGACAGAGGGUUUUCACCAAGGGCCAGGGCCAGGAUGCCCCCGGCGGCUAUGGAACUUUCUUCCUCCUUCAGAUCCUGGGAGGCAUGUUCGAGCAGGCUGUGGCUUAUCUUGGCACAUACGCUCCAGUUACUGCCGUUCAUUUUGCCAUUGCAUUGGCUUACUAUGGCUUGUUGCGUGUGUCUGACUUUUACACUUCAGGAGAAGAGAUCUUGUCGUUCACGGUGAAGCAAUACCCGCAGAUCAACUUCGGAUACCUCAUCACCCAAUACACUCGCGAAUUCCGAACUGGGUACGUUGAGGCUGCCGUUGACUAUUUCUCCCUGAUCUGCCUCAAUGCCGACCUCGGGGGCGCUCUUGGCAAGUCUCAAUCGUCUGUGUGUCAUGAAGCUCUCCGUGAAUUCAUCCUUGAGACCAGAGACUUUGCCAAAUUGCUGGGUGAUAUUCGUGACGAUGGCACCCGAAUUAAGGGUAUCAUUGAGCAACGCCUUGAUUUGAUCAACCUGGCCGAUCAGGAGGACUUCCUGAAGAACAUCACAAUUCAAGCUGCUGGCGUUGCAGACGACAAAGGCCUCAUUACCGACGCGGUCCUCUUGUAUCAUUUGGCAGAGAACUAUGAUCGUGUCAUCGAUAUCAUCAAUCGCGCUCUGUCAGACGCGAUCGCCAUUGAGUUGGGAGGAACCAUGCCCAAGUUGCAACCUCUUCGCCCACGGCUGCAAGAAGGCCAGCAAGGCCCCAUCGACCCGGGCAGCAGCCUCAGCUUGACUUCUGUUGACGACCCCGUCGAACUGGGCAAAACUAUGAUCAGCCUUUACGAUGGAAAGCCUAUGUACUAUGAACAAAUCCGUCCCAUCAACCGAGAUUCUUGUGGCCUUCUUCUCCGCAUGCUGACGGCCAAGCAUGAAGUUGAAGCCGGGCGAUGGGCGCCCGCACUCGAUUGCAUCAACGCAUUGGGCAUCCUUCCUUUGCAGGCUCAGGGUGUCAUGCAGAAGGUCCGUAGCGCAGCUCAGGCGUUCUCAUCCUUGCCGGAGAUCAUUUCUCGCAACAUUGGACAUGUCAUCAUGUGGAGCAUUGCGUGCAUUGGGAACGAACGACGCCGGCAGACGAGCGGUCCGUAUGAGACGGAGAUGCACCAAGGCUUUGCGGAUCAACUGCUGGUCAUGGCCAAGGAUCUGAUGAUCUUCUCUGGCAUGGUGAAGUACAAGCUGCCCCCCAAGGUUUACGAAGCUCUUGCGCGUGCCGGGGCAGACAUUGGCGCGUAUUAG
Molecule: messenger RNA, 3147 nt
Organism: Penicillium daleae
Lineage: Eukaryota; Fungi; Ascomycota; Eurotiomycetes; Eurotiales; Aspergillaceae
Gene: nic96
Product: linker nucleoporin NIC96
Exons: 5
Coding region: 1-3147 (1048 amino acids)
Biological process (GO): poly(A)+ mRNA export from nucleus; protein import into nucleus
Cellular component (GO): nuclear pore
Molecular function (GO): structural constituent of nuclear pore
Source: RefSeq, a predicted model, not a curated record